This is a messenger RNA of Racocetra persica, 181 nucleotides long. The record is from the annotation of a GenBank genome assembly. NCBI's taxonomy places the organism in Eukaryota, Fungi, Glomeromycota, Glomeromycetes, Diversisporales, Gigasporaceae.
GAGAUCAAAGAUUUAAGAAAAGAAAAUAAUUUCUUAAAGAAGCAAAACGAGGCUUUAAAAAUAGCCGUUAUGCAUUCAGCUCAGGUAUAUAAAAAUAACAACAAAGAAUAUCAGAGCGAGAUAACUCAACUUCGUCAAAUUCUUGGAGAGAUCGCUUUAGCAUGUCAAGAAUGUAAUAUUG